Molecule: messenger RNA, 1148 nt
Organism: Aspergillus ibericus CBS 121593
Lineage: Eukaryota; Fungi; Ascomycota; Eurotiomycetes; Eurotiales; Aspergillaceae
Product: putative transcription initiation factor TFIID, 31kD subunit
Exons: 1
Coding region: 201-1148 (315 amino acids)
Biological process (GO): DNA-templated transcription initiation; RNA polymerase II preinitiation complex assembly
Cellular component (GO): transcription factor TFIID complex; SAGA complex
Molecular function (GO): protein heterodimerization activity; transcription coactivator activity; RNA polymerase II general transcription initiation factor activity
Source: RefSeq, a predicted model, not a curated record
CUUCUACCCCCAGCGACCUUUUCUGAUCUCCGCGCAUUUAUCCACGACCGCGUUGGACGCAUCCCAGCAACUCCCAAAGGCGAUGCUAGCGCAUCCCUAUUGACCGCCUUGACCCACGCGCGUCAGCUACUACCACUACCACCUUUACCUACCUACGGACCUUGAAACCUCAUCAAUCCUCACCAUCAGCAACACUCAAAAUGGCCUCACCCACGCACGGCCAACCACCCACCACACAACCCAUCACACCCCCCGCCGAACCCAGCAGCACCCAACCCACCGCCACACAAACCAGCAACACCACCACCACCGCCCCGAACCCCACAACCAGCACCAGCACCAGCACCAACCCCCCGAACACCAGCAAUGCCGCCCCCAUCGCCCAACCCACGCAAAUCCCCUCCACUUCAUUAAAAGACACCGGCAAAUCGCGCCGUCCGCGCGACGUCCGCCUCAUCCACAUGCUCCUGUCCUCACUCGGCGUCACGGCCUACCAAGAGCGCGUCCCUCUCCAACUCCUCGACUUCGCCUACCGCUACACGUCCUCGGUGCUCCAAGACGCCGUGCACCUCGCGACAGAAGGCUACGCGGGCACCACGGACCCGGGCUCCUCGACUCGCGGCGCCUCCGAAGUCAACACCGUGUCGCUCCCCGCGCUCCGACUGGCCAUUGCUUCCCGUCUGCAUUACCAGUUCCAGGCGGGCCUGCCGAAGGAGUUUUUGAUGGAUGUGGCGGCGGAGCGGAAUCGGGUUGCGUUGCCCGGGGCGAGUCGGGGGUUUGAUAAUUUGGGGGCGGUGAAGCAGGGACAGGCGAAUCAGAGUGUGGUUAUGGGGGGGAUGAGGUUGCCGCCGGAGAGGUUCUGUUUGACGGGUCUUGGGUGGGGGAUGAAGGGGGAGUGGGAGAGUGAGGGGGAGGAAGAGGAGGAGGAAGUGGAGGUUGGGGAGGGGGGUGUUGGGGGUGGUAGUGGUGCUGGGGGAAGGGAGAAUGGGUUGGUGGGGGUUAAGGGGGAGGAUGAUGAGGGUGGGGAAGGGGAUGAGGAUGAGGAUGGGAAGAUGGAGGAUGUGUUUGGGGAGGAUACGGUUAUGGGGGAGGGAGAUGGAGCGGGGGGUGGUGAUGGGGAUGGGGAUAAGGCUAUGACGGAUGUUUAG